AUGAAGAAAAGACAGAAUGGACGUGAGAGAAAGUUUAUUGUGUAUGAGUCUCAUCUUCUGAGACUAUUUGCCAGCUGUCCCUCCUGUACAAGUCCAACAUUAGGGGAAGUUCAGCAGGUGAAGGGAUCUUGUGUCACAAUUCUGCAGGACUGUGGACUCUGUGGAUUCAAGACCUCGUGGUGCAGCCAGCCUUUUGUUGGGGCCAUCCCUGCUGGAAACUUUGAGAUUUCAUGUGCACUGCUCUUCUCAGGAUCACUGCCCUCAAAGACCAUCAGAAUGUUCAACUUUAUGAACCUUGCCACCAUCUCCUACAGGACAUUCAUGUACCAUCAACAGUGCUACUUACACCCUGCCAUAGUUGAUGUGUGGAAGAACCAGCAAGCUGCCUACAUUAGGGAAACACUGGAUUCCGGCCAGCCUGUCCAAUUAGGUGGAGAUGGCAGAGCAGACAGCCCUGGACACUGUGCCAAGUUUGGUAGCUAUACCAUGAUGGAUCUGAUGAAAAACUUGGUGAUUGACCUUCAACUUGUACAGAGCAAUGAGGUUGGGAGCAGUUGCCUCAUGGAAAAAGAAGGCUUGGUAAGAUCUGUCCAUUUUCUGGAGCAGAGCAGGCUUGUCAUCAGCCAGUUAGUGACAGAUCGUCAUCUACAAGUGGCAAAGUGGGUGCGGGAAAACAUGCCAAACACAGUUCAUAACAUUGACGUUUGGCACGUGGCAAAAGGAUUGAAGAAGAAGCUAGUGGCACUCAGUAAAGAGAAAGACUGUCAGGACUUUGUGGACUGGAUAAAGAGUAUCGUAAACCACCUUUAUUGGGUUCCUUCUUCAACACCAGAAGAUGAAGAAGAUGAAAUGAAAUGGGAGAAGUGGUCCAGCAUUCUCAACCACAUCCAGAAUGUUCAUGAUGGGCAUGGAGACCACUUCCAGCGUUGCGAGCAUGGGGACCUUGGUCCAGAUGCUCGUCAAAAAAGAUGGCUUAGACCUGGCACCAAGGUUGUUGAGAAGCUAGAAUCAAUUAUCGAUUCCAGACAGAUGAGAAAGGACAUCCCUAAGCUAUCACCAACAGUUCAAACUUCAAACCUGGAGGCAUAUCACUCUGUGAUAAACCAUUUCGCCCCUAAGAUGAAUAGCUUUUCUUACAAGGGAAUGCAAAGCCGCCUUUUGCUUGCCGCUAUGCAUUACAAUGAGAAUUCUGCAAAAGGCCAGGCAGCUACAAAAGACGGUAAUCUUCAGUAUAGGAUUGUCUUUCCAAAACAGAAGAAGGGGGAAUUCACAGUGCAGAAAAUAAAGCAAGCGAACUGGUUUUUAACAACACCAUGCCACGCUGUGAAGAAGGCAACAUUGCUCCUCCGCCUUUGUGUCACCAGUACGUCCACCCAGAGAAGGAUGUUGCUGUAG
Messenger RNA from Saccostrea echinata, 1395 nucleotides. RefSeq lists its product as uncharacterized. NCBI's taxonomy places the organism in Eukaryota, Metazoa, Mollusca, Bivalvia, Ostreida, Ostreidae. The record is from RefSeq and is a predicted model, not a curated record. The transcript is spliced from 7 exons. The coding region runs from base 1 to 1395 and encodes 464 amino acids.